AUGGAUAUUAUUGACCUCACUAAGGCUAUUGUCUCUAGUUUCUGGACUAGGGCAAAACAUUCAAACAGAUGCGUUCAUCGUUUUAAGCCUUUGGCACCGUAUCUUCUCUUACUGGUUUCAAUCAUAGGAUGGAAGAAGUAUCGCGAUCGGAUGAGAAAGGCAAACUUAAAUUCCAGAAUGAUGGAUCUACCUGACGACGUCAUAGAGAGCAUUCUCUUGAGGCUGCCCGCCAAAUCAAUAUGUUGCAUGCAAUGUGCCUCCAAAGCCUUCUCAAACAUAAUCGACAACUCUUUGUUUGCUUCGCUGCAUAUAUCCACAGUACUUAACAAUGGUAUGAACUCUGCUACUGAAGUACCUCAAUUCAUGCUUUUUGAUCGAUCUAGGCCUAUCACCGAUGUAUAUCAUAUACAGUUGCAUCCACUAAAGUACAUUGGCAAGUCCAACUUUAAAAAACUCAACUAUGGUUUUCUUGUUUCAAAGAUUUUGUCAAUUAAUCUCUACGAUGUAGAAUUCGUUUUUCGCAACUUGUUAUUCUUUAAGUCGGAAAGCAUAUUCGGAGGUCCGUCCUACUUGCUUAAUCCUUUCAAGGGAGAAGUUUUGAUGAUCCCAAAUACAGAAACCAAUUCAGAAUAUUACACGCAUCUGUCAGAUUGGUAUGGCAUGGGAUUUGAUAGUACAACCAACACUUACAAAAUUGUUCAUGCUUACAAAGAUUCAAAGAAUCAUCAACCAGUACUGGCGGCCGAGGUCUAUGUUUUGCGACCAAGAUCAUCAUGCUUAUGGAGAGUAAUACAAUCAGUUCCCUCUUGUGAUUUGAGCAGAAAAUGUGUGUGCGCAUAUGGAGAUAUGCAUUGGUUGGUUGAGAAAGGAAGUCACAGGGACAUCGGAGGUGGAAGAAGUCAUAUAAUUUCUUUUGAUUUCAAGAAAGAGGAGUUCUGUUGGACUCCUCACCCUACCUUACCAGAGAUGUGUUAUAAUAAGCUCUCUGUUAGUGACUACUACUUUCUUAAUAUGAAAGGAUCUCUGACCAUUGUGGAUGUCUCAUCGGGAAAGUUUAUCGAGAUAUGGGUGAUGAAAGAUUAUGACAUGCAUGCCAGCAUGAGGGAAGUGAAGAAUUACCCUGUUACAAAGAAUUUCACCUUCUGUUCAUGGGCCGAGGUGAAGUAA
Argentina anserina (silverweed cinquefoil) is the source of this 1167-nucleotide messenger RNA. RefSeq names its product F-box protein At3g07870-like. NCBI's taxonomy places the organism in Eukaryota, Viridiplantae, Streptophyta, Magnoliopsida, Rosales, Rosaceae. The record is from RefSeq and is a predicted model, not a curated record. The transcript is spliced from 2 exons. Gene Ontology annotation, molecular function: protein binding. Bases 1 to 1167 code for a protein of 388 amino acids.